ACGUAAUUACGUAGUACGUAUCUAAGCACGCAACGUGUCCCUGUUCUGUUGACUGGGAAGCCCCUAGCGCGGAGCUGCCAACGCCCGGCGUACAGACACAAACAGAGGAUACGAUCUUGAAUGAGUAGCGAAGACUGUAAAACACAGCCAUGCAGACCAUCAAGUGUGUUGUAGUGGGGGACGGAGCGGUGGGUAAAACCUGCCUGCUCAUCUCUUACACCACGAACAAGUUUCCUUCUGAAUACGUACCUACGGUGUUUGAUAAUUAUGCUGUAACUGUAAUGAUUGGAGGCGAGCCCUACACUCUGGGCUUGUUUGAUACAGCAGGUCAGGAAGACUACGACAGGUUACGACCUCUGAGUUAUCCCCAGACGGAUGUCUUCCUCGUCUGUUUCUCCGUCGUGUCCCCCUCCUCUUUUGAAAACGUCAAAGAAAAGUGGGUUCCAGAGAUCACCCACCAUUGUCCAAAGACGCCCUUCCUGCUAGUUGGCACUCAGAUCGACCUGCGGGAUGACCCGUCCACUAUAGAGAAGCUGGCCAAGAACAAGCAAAAGCCCAUCACCCCGGAGACAGCCGAGAAGCUGGCAAGAGAUCUCAAGGCUGUGAAAUAUGUCGAGUGCUCAGCCCUCACACAGCGAGGGCUGAAGAAUGUAUUUGACGAAGCUAUCCUAGCUGCCCUAGAGCCACCUGAGACGCAGAGAAAGAGGAAAUGCUGUAUAUUUUAAACUCUCUGUGCCACUGCUCUCAUUUCUUCCUCCUCUUACCUCCAUCAUUUCCUGCAUUUUUCAUUCAUUUAUCUCCUCUCUCUCCUUCCCCCUCUCUAUGUAUUUACAUGUUCUGCUUUUAAAAAAACCUGGACCAAUCUAAACUCCAGACAUCCAAUCACUAACCGAUCCAUCAGUCGGCUUCUGAUCUAACUGUAGACUCAGACCACUACUCUGUAGACCCAGACCACUACUCUGUAGACCCAGACCACUACUCUGUAGACUCAUAUUACUACUCUAUAGACUCAGACUACUACUC
Messenger RNA from Etheostoma cragini (Arkansas darter), 1023 nucleotides. It is a transcript of the gene cdc42, whose product is annotated as cell division cycle 42. NCBI's taxonomy places the organism in Eukaryota, Metazoa, Chordata, Actinopteri, Perciformes, Percidae. Gene Ontology annotation, biological process: small GTPase-mediated signal transduction. Gene Ontology annotation, molecular function: GTP binding; GTPase activity. Bases 150 to 725 code for a protein of 191 amino acids. The record is from RefSeq and is a predicted model, not a curated record. The transcript is spliced from 6 exons.